This is a messenger RNA of Cololabis saira (Pacific saury), 2979 nucleotides long. Its product is annotated as proton-coupled zinc antiporter SLC30A2-like. Gene Ontology annotation, biological process: response to glucose; insulin secretion; response to zinc ion. The transcript has 9 exons. The record is from RefSeq and is a predicted model, not a curated record. NCBI's taxonomy places the organism in Eukaryota, Metazoa, Chordata, Actinopteri, Beloniformes, Belonidae. Bases 511 to 1719 code for a protein of 402 amino acids. Gene Ontology annotation, molecular function: zinc ion transmembrane transporter activity. Gene Ontology annotation, cellular component: plasma membrane.
GGGCGGGUGGAAAUGAAACUGCUCGGUGCGCAGAUCAACAAAUCAACCAAAGAUGGUGCCAACAGAACCAAAUCCCUCUCUCGUUGGGGGAGAUUUUACAUUAUUUUUCUUAAAUGUCUACUAGCUUGAACUUUAAGUGACUUUAUGUCUUAGUGAAUGUGCAUGCCGUCACCCCCUGGCUGUCACUGCAGCCCCCCCGGCUGGAUGCGUUGCAAAAAGCUUUGCAUUUGCACACGGUGCAAACAGUGUUAAGUCACAAGGCUACAUCAAAUAUUCUGCUGUUUGCACCCUGGUUUGUCAGAAAGAAGUCUCAGCGCCUCUUUGAACACAGCAGGAGUGGAGACUUUAAAGAAAAGUGACCUCCAAGGCACACCUUUUUAAAUUUGAAGGAUUUUUUAUUUUUAUUUUAUUAUCUUCAAUAUAUUAGGUUUCUUCCUGUAUUUAAUUUUUAUAUUUUUAAGUUUUUUUUUAUUCCAGUUUUUCUAUCCUAUUGUCUCAUUGACAUUAAUAAUGUUCAAAAACAAGAAUCCAGAAACAUUGCACCUGCUGACGGAGGCGAGGAGCGCCUACACCAUGCCGGGAAGUAUGCUAAACCUUGAAGACGUGCAGAAAAAUGGCACGAAUGGCACCAACCAUUGCCAUGACAACAGCCAUGCACGGGAGGCUCGAGAGAGGGAGAAGAAAGUUGCCCAGAGGAGGCUGUUUGUGGUUUCUAUCAUCUGCCUCGUUUUUAUGGUUGGUGAGAUCGUCGGUGGUUAUUUGGCAGGAAGCCUGGCAGUGAUGACAGAUGCUGCUCACUUGCUUACAGAUUUAACCAGCUUCAUCAUCAGCUUGUUUUCCCUUUGGCUCUCCUCAAAACCCGCCACGCAGAAGCUGAGCUACGGCUGGCACCGCGCAGAGAUCCUGGGAGCGCUGCUGUCAGUGUUCACCAUCUGGCUGGUCACGGGAGUGCUGGUGUAUCUGGCCGUGGAGCGCCUCAUCAACGACGACUACACCAUCGAGGGCGAUAUCAUGCUCAUUACCUCUGGCUGUGCAGUGGUGGCCAACAUUGUCAUGGCGGUUACUCUGCACCAGUCUGGCCACGGCCACAGUCACGGCGGGCUCAGCUCACACGGACACGGCCACAGCCACAAAACAGGGAAGGAAAAGAACCAGGCGUCAAACGGCCUCCACUCAAAGGCUGAGUGUAUAGACAUGGAGCAACAGCAGGCCAGCCAGGGUGAGAGGACUCAGCAGGGCAAUGCAAGUGUGCGAGCGGCAUUUGUGCAUGUGAUAGGAGAUCUCUUCCAGAGCAUCAGCGUACUGGUCAGCGCCAUCAUCAUCUUUUUCAAGCCAGAAUACAAGAUUGCAGACCCCAUCUGCACCUUCCUGUUCUCCAUCCUGGUCCUGUGCACGACCUUCGCCAUCAUGAGAGACAUCCUCCUGGUCCUGAUGGAAGGAACCCCGUCAGGGGUCAAGUACAGCGAGGUGCUGGACCAUUUGUUAGCAGUAAAAGGAGUCACAGCGGUCCACAACCUUCACAUCUGGGCUCUCACCAUGAACCAAGCUAUGCUCUCAGCGCACGUAGCCAUAGAUGAUUCGGUCGACGCUCAGACUGUUCUCAGAGAGAUGACGCAGGCGUGUUUCUCCUCCUACAACUUCCACUCCGUUACCAUUCAGAUGGAGCGGCAGGCCGACCUGAAGCCUGGAUGUUCACUCUGUGAAAACCCACAGAAGUAGGAAGUGGAUAAAACGGAGGCUUGGCCGGUCUGUGGCCAUGGUUACGGGACACGAUGGCUGUCUUUCACUGCGACUUUUAGGACAAAUUUAGAUAACCGUGUUUCAAGUGCCUUUUGUGAUAAAAUGCUAAUUUGAUAGCAAGGAGGAUGGCACGUUAUGGAAUCAUUUCCUCAUCCUCUUGUAGUUUUAUCUUGUUUUCAGUAAAGAUUUUACUUUUCCAUAUGAAAUUUAAAGGGGAUGUUGAGGAAGUAAAAGCAUGUUUUAUAUGGGACAGCAUGUAUUUGGGAGCAUGUAUCAGAAGAAGGUGUCUACUCAAUACUGACAAAACACAAGCCUUUCACUUCAUUUCGGGCUAUUUAAGUCUGAAAAAUAUAUAAUUUAGUGAGCUGUUCAGAUUUCUUGGGUUUUGUUACAUCACACUUCUCAUCUAUGGUAUGGUGUUGCAUUUAUUUCAAAUGUCGACACUGCAAUUAAACAAGAAGAGGGGCCUCUUGUACACAAAGCAGGACCUCUCUUCUGCGUGUCACUGUAUUUUUUUUCUUUGCUUAUACUCAAUUCCUCAGCAGCAGAUGAUUUCUACUGAGAUGAUUAUCUAACUUCAGGGUCAGGUUUUAUUGCACUUUCAAUUCACAAAAAAUACGGUGUCUAAUCUCCACACAGCUUCAAUUCCUGUCACGUCCGCUGCACCUUGGAAGUGCUAACUCACAAUUAUUUUUGCCUUCCUUUCAUUUUUUUUUUUUGGCUUUUUAUGUUUAAUAUUCUGUUCACUUGUUACAUAGUUUAUGUCAGGCUCAUAAAGCUCCACCAAUUAAUUUGCCAUCUGUUUUCUAUCCAGACUAGGCAAUCUGAUUUCUUGUUGGUUGCUCUUUUGGUGGUGCUUAAUUUUUUAAGUUGUACAUGUGGAUUUCCCCUUUCCUAUUGAAUGUGGAAUCAACAGAACCCAAAGACAAAGAAAUAAUGAAAUAUUCUAUAUACAGUACAGACCAAAAGUUUGGACACACCUUCACACAGAUGGGGAAGUGUGUGCAAACUUUUGGUCUUUACAGUAUAUAAAAGGGCUUCAACUUGUUAUUAGUGCUUCCUGGAAGUCAUGAAAAACGUUUAUCUGAGCAAGUACAUACAGUGUAUAUUUGUAUGGAGAGUUAUACCAGAAAACCUGAGGAGCGCUGCAUGUAAAACACAUCCUCUUUGACUGAAGAGGAGAAUCACUUCCUACUCACAAAACACUGGUUUAUGAUCCGUGCUACAAUAAUUGGUCAA